Gambusia affinis (western mosquitofish) is the source of this 7753-nucleotide messenger RNA. Its product is annotated as mucin-2-like. The transcript has 10 exons. The record is from RefSeq and is a predicted model, not a curated record. NCBI's taxonomy places the organism in Eukaryota, Metazoa, Chordata, Actinopteri, Cyprinodontiformes, Poeciliidae. The annotation marks the transcript as partial. Gene Ontology annotation, biological process: regulation of growth.
ACAGCUGCAGAACCAACAACAACUACAGCAGCACCAACAACCACCACAGCAACUCCAACUUCAUCCACAACAGCUCCAUCCACAACUACAGCAGGAACAACAACAACCACAGCUGCUCCAACCACAACAACUGCAGAACCAACAACAACUACAGCAGCACCAACAACCACCAAAGAAACUCCAACUACAUCCACAUCAGCUCCAACAACAACUGAAACAGCUCCACCCACAACUACAGCAGGAACAACAACCACAGCAGCUCCAACCACAUCACCUGAUGCACCAACAACAACUACAGCUUCUCCAACCACAACAUCAGCAGCUCCAACAUCAACUGAAACACCAACAACCACCACAGCAGCUCCAACCACAACAACAGCUGCUCCAACCACAUCCACAGCAGCCGCAACCACAACUGAAGCACCAACAACUCCAGCAACUCCAGCCACAUCCACAGCAUCUCAAACUACAACCAUAGCACCUCCAACAACAAGCUCUAAAACACCAACAACAACCCCAGCAGAUUCAACAACAGAAGAAUCAACGACUACAGCAGCUCCGACCACAACAUCAGCAGCUCCAACAUCAACGGAAACACCAACAACCACCACAGCAGCUCCAACCACAACAUUAGCAGCUCCAACCACAACUACAGCAGCACCAACAACCACCACAGCAACUCCAACCUCAUCCACAACAGCUGCAUCCACAACUACAGCUGGAACAACAACAACAACAGCUCCAACCACAACAACUGCAGAACCAACAACAACCAAGGCAGAUCAAACCACAACAACUGAAGCGCUAACCACAACCACAGCAGCUCCAACCACAACUACAGCUGCACCAACAACUACAACAGCUCCAACCACAACAGCUCCAACAACAGCUCCCACUACAUCAGCAGCUCCAACAUCAACUGAAACACCAACUACAACAUCAGCAGCUCCAACCACAACAUCAGCAGCACCAACAACCACCACAGCAACUCCAACUUCAUCCACAACAGCUCCAUCCACAACUACAGCAGGAACAACAACAACCACAGCUGCUCCAACCACAACAACUGCAGAACCAACAACAACUACAGCAGCACCAACAACCACCAAAGAAACUCCAACUACAUCCACAUCAGCUCCAACAACAACUGAAACAGCUCCACCCACAACUACAGCAGGAACAACAACCACCAAAGCAACAGCUACAACCACAUCACCUGAUGCACCAACAACAACUACAGCUUCUCCAACCACAACAUCAGCAGCUCCAAAAACAACUGAAACACCAACUACAACAUCAGCAGCUCCAACCACAUCAGCAGCGGCUCCCACAACAACUGGAGAACCAACAACAACAGCGUCUCCAACCACUGUAGCCCCAACCACAUCAACUGAAGCUCGUACAACAACCAGAUCAGCUCCAACCACAACAUCAGCAGCUCCAACCACAACUACUGCAGCACCAACAACCACCACAGCAACUCCAACCUCGUCCACAACAGCUCCAUCCACAACUACAGCAGGAACAACAACAACCACAGCUGCUCCAACCACAACAACUUCAGAACCAACAACAACUACAGCAGCACCAACAACCACCAAAGCAACUCCAACUACAUCCACAUCAGCUCCAACAACAACUGAAACAGCUCCACCCACAACUACAGCAGCAACAACAACCACAGCAGCUCCAACCACAUCACCUGAUGCACCAACAACAACUACAGCUUCUCCAACCACAACAUCAGCAGCUCCAACAUCAACUGAAACACCAACAACCACCACAGCAGCUCCAACCACAACAACAGCUGCUCCAACCACAUCCACAGCAGCCGCAACCACAACUGAAGCACCAACAACUCCAGCAACUCCAGCCACAUCCACAGCAUCUCAAACUACAACCAUAGCACCUCCAACAACAAGCUCUAAAACACCAACAACAACCCCAGCAGAUUCAACAACAGAAGAAUCAACGACUACAGCAGCUCCGACCACAACAUCAGCAGCUCCAACAUCAACGGAAACACCAACAACCACCACAGCAGCUCCAACCACAACAUUAGCAGCUCCAACCACAACUACAGCAGCACCAACAACCACCACAGCAACUCCAACCUCAUCCACAACAGCUGCAUCCACAACUACAGUUGGAACAACAACAACAACAGCUCCAACCACAACAACUGCAGAACCAACAACAACCAAGGCAGAUCAAACCACAACAACUGAAGCGCUAACCACAACCACAGCAGCUCCAACCACAACUACAGCUGCACCAACAACUACAACAGCUCCAACCACAACAGCUCCAACAACAGCUCCCACUACAUCAGCAGCUCCAACAUCAACUGAAACACCAACUACAACAUCAGCAGCUCCAACCACAACAUCAGCAGCACCAACAACCACCACAGCAACUCCAACUUCAUCCACAACAGCUCCAUCCACAACUACAGCAGGAACAACAACAACCACAGCUGCUCCAACCACAACAACUGCAGAACCAACUGAAACACCAACUACAACAUCAGCAGCUCCAACCACAACAACAGCUGCUCCAACCACAUCCACAGCAGCCGCAACCACAACUGAAGCACCAACAGCUACAGCAACUCCAGCCACAUCCACAGCAUCUCAAACUACAACCAUAACAUCUCCAACUACAACCAUAGCAUCUCCAACAACAACCACAGCAGCUCCAAAAACAACUGAAACACCAACUACAACAUCAGCAGCUCCAACCACAACAACAGCUGCUCCAACCACAUCCACAGCAGCCGCAACCACAACUGAAGCACCAACAGCUACAGCAACUCCAGCCACAUCCACAGCAUCUCAAACUACAACCAUAACAUCUCCAACUACAACCAUAACAUCUCCAACAACAACCACAGCAGCUCCAACAACAACUACUCGUACAACAACAACAUCAGCUCCAACCACAACUACAGCAGGAACAACAACAACCACAGCUGCUCCAACCACAACAACUGCAGAACCAACAACAACUACAGCAGCACCAACAACAACUACAGCAGCACCAACAACCACCACAGCAACUCCAACUUCAUCCACAUCAGCUCCAUCCACAACUACAGCAGGAACAACAACCACAGCUGCUCCAACCACAACAACUGCAGAACCAACAACAACUACAGCAGCACCAACAACCACCACAGCAACUCCAACUACAACAACAACAGCUCCAACAACAACUGAAACAGCUCCACCCACAACGACAGCAGGAACAACAACCACAGCAGCUACAACCACAUCACCUGAUGCACCAACAACAACUACAGCUUCUCCAACCACAACAUCAGCAGCUCCAAAAACAACUGAAACACCAACUACAACAUCAGCAGCUCCAACCACAUCAGCAGCGGCUCCCACAACAACUGGAGAACCAACAACAACAGCGUCUCCAACCACUGUAGCCCCAACCACAUCAACUGAAGCUCGUACAACAACCAGAUCAGCUCCAACCACAACAUCAGCAGCUCCAACCACAACUACUGCAGCACCAACAACCACCACAGCAACUCCAACCUCGUCCACAACAGCUCCAUCCACAACUACAGCAGGAACAACAACAACCACAGCUGCUCCAACCACAACAACUUCAGAACCAACAACAACUACAGCAGCACCAACAACCACCAAAGCAACUCCAACUACAUCCACAUCAGCUCCAACAACAACUGAAACAGCUCCACCCACAACUACAGCAGCAACAACAACCACAGCAGCUCCAACCACAUCACCUGAUGCACCAACAACAACUACAGCUUCUCCAACCACAACAACAGCUGCUCCAAAAACAACUGAAACACCAACUACAACAUCAGCAGCUCCAUCCACAACAACAGCUGCUCCAACCACAUCCACAGCAGCCGCAACCACAACUGAAGCACCAACAGCUACAGCAACUCCAGCCACAUCCACAGCAUCUCAAACUACAACCAUAACAUCUCCAACUACAACCAUAGCAUCUCCAACAACAACCACAGCAGCUCCAAAAACAACUGAAACACCAACUACAACAUCAGCAGCUCCAACCACAACAACAGCUGCUCCAACCACAUCCACAGCAGCCGCAACCACAACUGAAGCACCAACAGCUACAGCAACUCCAGCCACAUCCACAGCAUCUCAAACUACAACCAUAACAUCUCCAACUACAACCAUAGCAUCUCCAUCAACAACCACAGCAGCUCCAACAACAACUAGAUCAGCUCCAAUCAUAUCCACAGCGGCUCCCACAACAACUGGAGAACCAACAACAACAGCGUCUCCAACCACUGUAGCCCCAACCACAUCAAUUGAAGCUCGUACAACAACCACAUCAGCUCCAACCACAACAUCAGCAGCUCCAACCACAACUACUGCAGCACCAACAACCCCCACAGCAGCUCCAACCACAUCAGCAGCUCCAACCACAUCAGCAGCUCCAACCACAACUACUGCAGCACCAACAACCACCACAGCAACUCCAACCUCAUCCACAGCAGCUCCAACAACAACUAGAUCAGCUCCAAUCAUAUCCACAGCGGCUCCCACAACAACUGGAGAACCAACAACAACAGCGUCUCCAACUACUGUUGCCCCAACCACAUCAAUUGAAGCUCGUACAACAACCACAUCAGCUCCAACCACAACAUCAGCAGCUCCAACCACAACUACUGCAGCACCAACAACCACCACAGCAACUCCAACUUCAUCCACAGCAGCUCCGACCACAAAAACUGCAGAACCAACAACAACCAAGACAGAUCAAACCACAACAACUGAAGCGCCAACAACCACCACAGAAACUCCAACAUCAACUGAAACACAAACAACCACCACAGCAGCUCCAACCAAAACAACUGAAGCACCAACAAUUACAACAGCUCCAACCACAACAUCAGCAGCACCAACAACCACCACAGCAACUCCAACUUCAUCCACAACAGCUCCAUCCACAUCUACAGCAGGAACAACAACAACCACAGCUGCUCCAACCACAACAACUGCAGAACCAACAACAACUACAGCAGCACCAACAACCACCAAAGAAACUCCAACUACAUCCACAUCAGCUCCAACAACAACUGAAACAGCUACACCCACAACUACAGCAGCUCCAACCACAUCAACUGAAGCACCAACAACUACAGCAACUCCAGCCACAUCCACAGCAUCUCAAACUACAACCAUAGCAGCUCCAACAACAAGCUCUAGAACACCAACAACAACCCCAGCAGAUUCAACCACAACAGAAGAAUCAACGACUACAGCAAUUCCAACUUCAUCCACAGCUGCUCCAACCACAACAUCAGCAGAACCAACAACAACUACAGCAGCACCAAGAACCACCAUAGCAUCUCCAACAACAGCCACAGCUGCUCUAACCACAGCAACAGCGCCAACAACAACCACUGCAGCUCCAAUUACAACCACUGUGGCGAUAACGAAAAGCACACCUGCUCAAAACACAACUACAACAGCUCCAAUAACAAACCCAGCUACUCCAACAAACGCACCAACUUCAACUACUAUAGCAGGAGAAACUACAUCUACACACCCUCCAAAUGCAUGUGCUUCAAAUCCAUGCCUCGGUGGAAGCACCUGUGAGGAACGUGAUGACCACACCUAUGUGUGUUUGUGUGCAGCUGGAGAAGUUUACGGUCCUCAAGGCUGUCAAAAGGACUGGUGGUUGAUCUUUGUCAUCGUUUCGUCUAUCUUCGGAUGCCUCCUCUUCAUCACGUUGAUUGCUCUGCUGCUGGUAGUAAAAAAAUUCAAGAAGAAACUCUUCAAGAACAGAGAGAAAGACAUUUGGAAACCCUUUCAAGUUCCUUCCUUUUCCAAAGCCCCACCAUCCUAUAGCAGCAGUGAUAGCUUUUUCACCUGGGUCAGGGAAUCAGCCAACAGCCCAGGAAAUUCUGGGGUCCCACGAAUCCCGCGGGCCAAACUCAGUGCCAAUUGGGACAGCAGGCCCAGCUCUGAGUUGACUCCGACUAACAGCCAACAAAGCUUGAUUCCUUCGGGGAUGAACUCGCGAUUCAGCUACAGCCAAGACAACAUGUUUUCAUUCUCCCAGAGUCCACCCAGGAACAUCCCCUAAGAGGAGGCCAAGCCAGAAAUAGCCCUUAUCACCAGGUCCGAGCCACAAACCCUUACGCCAAGACCCGAGGCCAGACCUUGUUUAGUAAUAACCUAAUAAUGAAAAGGUACAUUCAAUCACUUCACGGAUUCAAAUAUUAAUAUUUUUCCAAAAAUCCUCUAUUUCAUUAGGACCCCACUAAUGCAAAUGUUGCCAACAGGAGCAUAACAUCCGAAAUGUGCAAUGUAAUGUAGCAGAAAUCGUUGUAUCAUUUGUUCCUUUACUGCUUUAGCUUCUCUUUUUGACUAAGCCUGUCGCAAUAAGCAUUUAAUCGCAUGAUAAAUUAAUAUGAGCAUAAUCAUUUCCAUUCUGAUGUUUGAUAUUUUUUGACAGGAAAUUGUGUUUACAGAGACUUCAUAAUGCAUUUUAUAAAGUCUCAAGUCUCAACCACACUCAACGGUUUCCAUUGAAUGUUGUUUUUGUUUCCUUUAUAUUUAUUGAUUUUGGUUGUAUUAUAUUUUAGAUAUUUAAAAUGUCUCCCAGUUCCAGUGUGGAGUGUUCUGGUCAAAAUGAAACUUCAUUAGCUGUUGAGAAGGCAAACUUACACUGUUAUGCCCUUACAAAUAUAGUACUUGAAAAUAUUCUUAAGACAACAAUAUUUUCGUUUCUUGGAAUAAUUUCCGGGACGAUUUAUCAUUCAGUAAGAUUUACUAUUAUGUUCUUGCAUUAUCAUACCGUUACUAUAUUUAUCAUCAUCAUGACAAUUUAUUGUCCAGACAGGCUUAUGUGUGACUUCUGCCCUGUCAAGCUGCCAUAAAGCAGUCUGUCUUUUAUUGUCAAAAUCAUAAAAUUUGGUUAAUAAUUCCAACAUUGUGAGUCACUCAACCUCUCAGCUCUGUAUGUUAACCGAACAUAAUAAAUGCAUAAUUUAUUUAGUAUUUACUCUCACUGAGCAAAAGCUGAUGAGGAGCUCUUGCCCAGUUUUUUGCUCAUUUGUUCAUCUAUGAAUUUACUAAAAUUAUUAUUUUUGUUGUAGGUAUUUUAGGUUUAAUUUUAUUCUCGGUGGUAUAUUUAGCUAAGUUUUGGUAAAUGAGAUGAGCUGAAUAUUGCUCUAAAUCAGAAAAUGCGAACAUUUUCAGCACUUUUCAAUGUGCUUUGUUUAAAAUUAAAAUCUAUAAUUCAAACAGUUCAGAGUAUUUUAACAGUUUAUAUAUUUAUUGUUUCCAUAUUUACUUGUUUAUUUAACACAAUACCAUUGCAACUGUAAAGUUUCGAUUGCCGGUUUUUGAGUCUCACAAGUUUUAUAAGGGUGAUUUUGCUGUGAUGUACUCAUUAAUGUUUAUAUUUUUAUACUUAUAUACAGUUUAGAUCAAAAAUUUGCAAACUCACCAUGAAAAAACUGUUAUAUUCAAUAAAUGUAAGAAAAAAUUGGUUAUUUUAGCAACUCAAUUCACAUUGAAAAAGUCUAUACUUUUGUUAAUUAUAAUUUUCGGUUUGUUUCAAAUGUAACAUGACAUUUAACACCGAACAGUUAAAAACAUCUAUGUGCACAAUGAGUGUGUUUAAUGUUUAAUAUUUACUUGAAGAUUAUUAUUUGUAAAAGGCACAUUUAAUCUCAUUUGUUGAAAAGGACUGUGACUUGUGCUAAAUUUGGGUUUAUAUUAAUGCA